Molecule: messenger RNA, 1208 nt
Organism: Pecten maximus
Lineage: Eukaryota; Metazoa; Mollusca; Bivalvia; Pectinida; Pectinidae
Exons: 5
Coding region: 513-1097 (194 amino acids)
Source: RefSeq, a predicted model, not a curated record
AAUAGCUUCAUUAGGCCCAAUUCGAUUGUUGACAGUGAGCAUGUUUACAAACAAACAAACAGUCGUUCCAGGUACCGAACAGGUGUAAGGUACGCGAAGCAUGCGCACUCGGACUCCUGGUUGAACAAACGGACAGGGGGUUAAAAUGGGUGGGUCGCGUGGGGUAGGGUCACUCCACUCCCUGACCACGAGAAAUUAACAUCAAAAUCUGACCUCUGCUUUGUUUCUCAUCAAAAGUCGCACUUGAAGUCUCCGAUUGGAAGCGUCUAUUUCAGAAGACGCCAGUAAGAAAAACGGACGUGGAAGCAUGUUUGGACUUUUGUUGAAGUGGUGUUUCCUAGUAAUUGUUAUCACACAAUGUGCUGGUCAAAAGAAAGAUCGACAACAGCAGAAGGAAAACGCAACAAUGUCUGUGAUCAAACCUUGCUGCGUGGAGGGUGUCAUGAAAUUCGACCUGAGUUCCCGUUCUCAGUCUCCCAUUCCAAGUAACGUCGCCAACAUGGAAGUCGUAUAUGAUAGGUCAUCUCGUCCCAGACAGAAAUGUAGCCGUGAGAUUGUCAUCAGGGCGAAUUUUGAAAAAAACUAAAUGCGGCUGUCGAGUUCCUCCAGAUUGUGGAAGGAAGAUGCUGAGAAUCGAUAUGGACAUCAGUUAUAAUCGAGGAGCAUACUUGUUUGCAAUGGGAGAUAGCGUUUCCAAUGAUGGCUGGGGUGGCGACAGCAGUGACCAGCAGAACGAUGCCGAGUUUUUCGGAUAUGGCGACUUCUUCUUUUUGUUCAAGGGAGACAAAUGUCUGGCUAAUUCUUCGUACACGACGCUGUUCUCUGGUUCACUGACACCGAACGUCUUCAACCACGUCACAGUCUUCGUAAGCAAUGAACAUGUCCGUAUCCUAACUGACGCUGGUCAAGUGGAUGAACAAGUCUGUGACCAGUGCCUUUACGCUUUAGCUGGACAGUCAGACAGUAGCAGUGGAGGUAUAAACGAAGAUGUCUACGUGUCGUUUAACCGGAUGAUACGUACGAGCUCUGGGCGGAUCGGAUUCGGAGUUUGCUCUGCGACUGUCCAGUGGGUUUGUCCAUAUACAUUCGACAACUGAAUUAACAUUCACUUUCUUGUUUGCGAGCUUCAAGCUUCCUACUGCUUUUCUAUUGCGAGAGUGUAAAUUAAUUUUGAAGAUGUAUGUUACGUGUCGUUUAUCAGACCAUAU